CAAAGAUGAUUGCUACCUUUCAGGUAUUCUCAUGGUUUUAGGGAAUGACAUAUGAUUUGAUUCGAUCGGUCUCUUCCCCACCAUCAAAUGCUUGUGUGCCGGUACCCGACGGGUCCAUUCACCAGUUCACCUCCAUUCGCUUCGAUCGGGAUAUCGACGUGUUUCGAUUUCCACGGAGGGCUUUCACUGGCUAGAUAUGGCUUUUAGACCAAAGCAUAGACGAUUUCUUUGCCCAAUUGCCGAUCAGCUAACUCCUAGCCUUCAUCACUGCACACAUCUUUUUCUUUACCCAGUUUUCGUCUUUCCUUGUGAGAACAUACAUUUUGUCUCUGUCUCUUCCAGGCAAGCAUAGCUAAGAACUCAAGCACGAGUAAACCAGCUCCUAUGCUUCCGGCGAAGUGCGGAUACCUGAGCUUCGAAUCAUGAUCCUACAGUUGUGGGCACAAUUGCAAUGACAGAGGAAGAGCGUGUGCUGCAUAGGAAUGAGUUGUCACUACUCUCCCCAACGACCGGAAGGGCAAUCCAACAGGCUCGAUCUUCCGCGUUAGAAGCACUGCACAAUCAUUCGUUUUACAAGUACGACAAUGAGCGUGUCCCGCUCUCUCGCAGAGACACUGACGCUUCAGCUGCGUCUCUGAGCUGGAAGAAACGAAUCAGGCAUUUUACUUGGGCCUUCUUUACUCUUUCAAUGAGCACUGGUGGUAUCGCAAAUGCCUUAUAUAACGUUCCCUAUAAAUUCCGCGGCCUUGAAACGAUCGGUAUCGUAGUCUUCCUGUUUAACAUUGCACUAUACAUUAUAAUAUGGUGUAUUCUGCUGCUGCGAUUCUACCUACAUCCAUAUACCUUCAAAUUAUCACUUACGCAUCCAACGGAGUCAUUGUUUGUGCCUGCAUCUAUCGUCUCAUUUGGAACAAUCCUGAUCAAUAUUUCUCAGUACGGUCCAGAGGCUACAGGACCUUGGCUAAGUUAUGCUGUCGGUGUGUUAUUCUGGAUUGAUGCGGCUCUCGCAGUGAUCUUCUCUGCCGGCAUCUAUCUGCUAUUAUGGUCAACUCAGACUUUCACGAUAGCCCAGAUGACACCUAUAUGGAUCUUCCCGGCGUAUCCUAUGUUGAUAAUAGGUCCUCAUGCAGGGAUCUUAAGCGCAAAACUUGAACCCUCUCGUGCCUUACCUAUCAUCAUUGGGGGAACAACCAUACAGGGCAUAGGCUUCUUAGUAUCAUUGACGGUAUACUCGGCGGCGUACAGACUCCAGUCUGAUGAAAGGAAUGUGGCCGUGGGCUGGUGGAUCUCGAGGCUGCAGCUCAUCCACCCACCGAGAGAACUUUUGUCCUUCCAUCCACAGGAUCUACGACUCGACGUCAACGACUUACACUUUUGAUAUCCAGCACGGUUUUGCAUGCUUGAUACCCUUUUCUACGGUUAGCAUUUUAAAUGGAAAUAGAACGGAACUAUGACACUAAAAGUUCAUCAUACCACAAUGAGAUAAAUGGAGACAC
Messenger RNA from Aspergillus novofumigatus IBT 16806, 1496 nucleotides. Its product is annotated as putative C4-dicarboxylate transporter/malic acid transport protein. The transcript is spliced from 3 exons. Gene Ontology annotation, molecular function: malate transmembrane transporter activity. Gene Ontology annotation, cellular component: membrane. The record is from RefSeq and is a predicted model, not a curated record. The coding region runs from base 452 to 1378 and encodes 308 amino acids. Lineage: Eukaryota; Fungi; Ascomycota; Eurotiomycetes; Eurotiales; Aspergillaceae. Gene Ontology annotation, biological process: malate transmembrane transport.